This is a messenger RNA of Misgurnus anguillicaudatus (oriental weatherfish), 2584 nucleotides long. It is a transcript of the gene gal3st3, whose product is annotated as galactose-3-O-sulfotransferase 3. Gene Ontology annotation, biological process: glycolipid biosynthetic process. NCBI's taxonomy places the organism in Eukaryota, Metazoa, Chordata, Actinopteri, Cypriniformes, Cobitidae. The record is from RefSeq and is a predicted model, not a curated record. Gene Ontology annotation, cellular component: membrane. Gene Ontology annotation, molecular function: galactosylceramide sulfotransferase activity.
GCACCUUUUGCGCGCGUGCGUCGUGAAAGCGGUCCAGUGAGAGGCGGCGCGAUACAAUCAAUCGUAGCGUCGAUGGCAAGACGGCAGCGGCGACCCGUGCUCUGAAAUCAGUCCUUAUGUCUGAAAUGACCUAACAGACGCUUCAGCGUCUCGAGCGUCUCAGGUCAGCUUGUUCUCCUCUGCUUGCACAACCGCAAACGAGCGCAUUUAAUCAUAUCGGACUUGCUUUACGCCGGGAAACAAGACUCCAUCCAUCUAUCUGUCGAUCUGGCGUGAGAUGACAAAGCGUGUAUUCUGCUCAUGGGAGAAAGGUGAGACACAGAGACUGUCUACAGGGCAUUUGGUCGGUCAGUCGCUCUUCUGCUGCUUCAGGGCUGGUUUUCAAUGAAGCUGCAUUAAGCCUUAUUUUAACCCCAUACUGCGGUGCUGGUUUGGAUGCGCAUUUCCUGUAUUUCUUGCCUAUUUUUGGCUCUUAAGCCCGUGCCUUGGAAAUCAAUCACAGUUGUACAUCAUGAAGAGUAUAUCAAUUGUGUAAAUAUACUCCAAAGAUGUGAGGACCUGGCGGAAAGGGAAAACUUCCAGGAGAAACAGGAUUGAAGAAACACAUGGGCAUCUUAAAGAAACUGGAGAUGUCUCAAAAGAAGAUUUUCCUGCUACUGAUAGCAAUAAGUAGUGUCAGCCUGCUUCUCCGCCAUGGAGGUCACUUGAACUUGACGUUUGAGGCAUUCUGGUUGGGGUGUACAUCCUCCACCCUCUCCACGGGCAGCAGUGAUCCUGCUCUUAAACAUACCAGUGUGGCCUUCCUAAAGACACACAAAACCGCCAGCUCCACUGUGCAGAACAUCCUCUUCCGCUUUGCUGAACGCAACAACCUCACCGUGGCGCUUCCUGUUACCUCAUGUGCCCACCAGUUCUGCUACCCUCGGACGUUCAGCAGCCGCUUCGUUCACCCACAUACCACACCCCCGGACAUCAUCACCAAUCACUUGCGUUUUAGCCGCGCUGAGAUACGACGCCUCAUGCCCAACAACACAAUAUACAUCACAAUAUUGCGGGAACCAGGAGCCAUGUUUGAGUCGCUGUUUAGCUACUACAAUCAGUACUGCCAAAGCUUUAAACGUGUUCCAAAUGGCUCUUUAGAGAUGUUUCUAGAGCAUCCCUGGAACUACUAUCGUCCGGAAGAUAAUGAUUCAAUGUACGCACGGAAUACGCUGACCUUUGACCUCGGUGGCGAUAAGGAUCGGCCUUCGACAGAAGCGCCAAUGUAUGCAACACGGUUUGCUGAAGAGCUGGAGCGAGUGUUCUCAUUGGUUAUGAUUUCAGAAUACUUUGAUGAAUCGUUGGUGCUGCUACGGCGCUUGUUGUCAUGGGACCUUGACGAUGUUUUGUAUAUGAGUCUUAACAUGCGGACCCAAUCCUCUAAAAGCAGACUCUCCAGCGUAAUGACGAAAAAAGUCAGAGCCUGGAAUGCCAUAGAUUCCGUACUGUAUGAUUACUUUAAUGCCUCAUUGUGGCGGCAGCUGAGAGCAUUGGGAUUACCAUGUGUCGAGCGGGAAGUCCAGAUGUUGCGUCAGUCACGAGAUCGACUUGUACGCGGCUGCUUCGGUGGAUAUUUGCCGCAACUUCGCUCAGCUUCUCAGAUUGCAAAUAAGGAAUUACGACCUUGGCAGCCAAGUAGCAAAGUGGCGAUUGUUGGGUAUGAUUUGCCAGCCAACAUAACGCAAAAAGGGAUGUAUCCACGAGAUGACUGUUUAAAGAUGAUAAUGCCAGAGGUGCAGUACUCACAGCUAUUACUCCGAUCAGAGUCGUUCCGUUAUCGAAAGCGAUUUUUGCAGAACUCCCAGCAGAGUUUGCGGUCCGUGGGGUCGGCUCGUGUGCACAAAGAGCCCCGAGCUAGAAAUUACCUCAUGUGACCCAUCAGGGGCUGUUCUCUGUGCACCAGAGAGGUGCUUUGGGUACUCUGAAUGACCAGCGUCAACUAAUAAAUACAUUUAUAUAUAUUUUGCAUUUUAAAAACCAACCUGGUGUCUGGGAUGUCUGAAAGAACAUUUUUGUUGUAUUAAGGCCACCAUUGACACUAAAAGCCAAACAUGGUACCUGGUUUUGCAUGGUUUCUAGCCGGUCCAAGCUGGUUGACCAAUUGUCUUACCAGCCGGUGGGAAUGAAGUUGACCUGACGGACAAUUUAGGUCAAGUUGGUUGAAGAUGGUGGGCCACUGUGUUUUAAUCAUCAACCAGCCAGUCACUUUAAGCCUACUGGUAUAUUGGAAGUUGUUUGGGGGAUUUUUGUUUGUGUACUUGCCUUCUGGUAAUAGAAUACUUAAGCUGAACAAGCGCACAUUGUCAUAUGCUAUCAAUGUGCUGUGUGCUACGCCUGAGCCAUAAGACAAAGUUUAGUCUCUUAAGUUGGUAACAUCGAGUAUUAGUGAUGAUGCAACUCUAUCAAUGCACAUUUUUAAAAAAUUAUAAUAUAAUAUUUACACUUGCCUUGUGCAAUGCUUGGGUUACAAACCUACAUUUUAGGACACUGUUUUGACCACAGCCUUUACUAAGCUGAGAAUAAAGAAUUGAUAUUUAAAUGCAAA